Molecule: messenger RNA, 270 nt
Organism: Didymodactylos carnosus
Lineage: Eukaryota; Metazoa; Rotifera; Eurotatoria; Philodinida; Philodinidae
Source: the annotation of a GenBank genome assembly
AUGAAUGAAAUCUACAUCGAGCCACUCUUGGAAGUAUAUGACUGGGAAACAAUGGAUCCCAAGGACCGAUGGGACCAAGAGCAACUGAUAGAACUGGAACGAUUUCUUGAACUUGAACAACUAGCAUUGAUGCAGGACGAACUUGAACAAAUACAACAAACUGAAGCCGUCCAAACAUUACAACAAGAACAACGAAAUCACAAAGAACUCAUUCAACUCCAACAAUGGGAAAAUAUCGUAUUUUUAAUUCAGCAAUACAACCAAGACUAA